GCUCUGUGGCAGCCUGCCACAUUUCACAAUUCGCCCACGCAUGGAUCGAUCGACAACAGCGUUCCUCGCGCAGCUCGCGGGCGAGGCCCAGCGCUACGACGAGAUGGCGGCCCUCGCUACGCAGCUCCUCGCGUUUCCAGCGCCACUGCAAAGCGACGAGUUUGACCUGCUCGUCAUCGCGUUCAAAAACCUCGUGGGACCCCUUCGGCUCGCGUGGCGCGUCACUGCCUCCAUUCAAGAUGCCAAGACGACGUGGUCGGCCGCGCGCGCUUCGGAUCUGACUGCGUACCGCGCGCAGAUCGCCGCCGAGAUCAAGUCGACGUGUGAGACGUUUUUGUCUCUCCUCAGUGACCGCCUCGUGCCCGAGGCGCCGACGGUCGACGCCAAGGUGGCCUACUUGAAGACCCAAGGCGACUACUACCGGUACAUGGCCGAAGUGUUCAUGUACGACAAUGCUACGUGGGCGGAGCGCGGUGCGAUGGCCUACAAUGACGCAUGGACAAUCGCCGUCGUGGAGCUGGCACCGACGAGUCCGACGCGGCUUGGCCUUGCACUCAAUUUUGCGGUCUUUCUUUACGAGAUUGGCAACGCGCGAGACGCGGCCGUAGCAUUUGCACAGAGCGUUUUUCGCGAUGCCCUCGACGACCUCGACAGCCUCAGUGACCACAAGGCGUAUCAGUGCGCCGCCAUGAUCAUGCAAGCGCUUCGCGGCAACAUCGCGGUCUGGACCGCCGACGAUGGCGUCGUCUAG
Saprolegnia parasitica CBS 223.65 is the source of this 751-nucleotide messenger RNA. RefSeq lists its product as hypothetical. Gene Ontology annotation, biological process: signal transduction. The record is from RefSeq and is a predicted model, not a curated record. Gene Ontology annotation, cellular component: cytoplasm. The transcript has a single exon. NCBI's taxonomy places the organism in Eukaryota, Oomycota, Saprolegniomycetes, Saprolegniales, Saprolegniaceae. Bases 41 to 751 code for a protein of 236 amino acids.